This is a messenger RNA of Lolium rigidum, 2215 nucleotides long. Its product is annotated as GTPase Der-like. NCBI's taxonomy places the organism in Eukaryota, Viridiplantae, Streptophyta, Magnoliopsida, Poales, Poaceae. The record is from RefSeq and is a predicted model, not a curated record. Gene Ontology annotation, molecular function: GTP binding. Bases 51 to 1619 code for a protein of 522 amino acids. The transcript is spliced from 8 exons.
AGGAGUCGGAGCCGCCCGCGAGGACCAAGGGCAAGUCCAGGAGGAGCCCCAUGAAGCAGUCCCGCGUCGACUUCACCAAGGUGGACGCCGCGCUGCUCCCCACCAUCAUCCUCGUCGGCCGCCCCAACGUCGGCAAGUCCGCGCUCUUCAACAGAUUAAUACGGAGGAGAGAGGCAUUGGUGUAUAAUACACCUGGGGACCAUGUCACCCGUGACAUCCGCGAGGGAGUUGCGAAGCUUGGAGAUCUCCGUUUCCGCGUGCUUGACUCAGCUGGUCUCGAGACUGCAGCAACAUCUGGGAGCAUUCUUGCCCGUACAGCUGACAUGACAGGGAAUGUGUUGGCCAGAUCUCAAUUUGCCAUUUUCUUGAUUGAUGUGAGGGAUGGCCUACAACCGCUGGAUCUUGAGGUUGGGCAAUGGUUGCGAAAACAUGCAUCUGGGAUACAUACCAUUGUCGCAAUGAACAAGUCGGAGGCACUUGAUGAGCAUGGAACUUUGACCUCUGCUGCUGGAGAAGCCCACAGGUUGGGUUUUGGUGACCCAGUUGCAAUAUCUGCAGAGACAGGCCUUGGGAUGGCAGAGCUUUAUGAGAUAUUGAGGCCAUUGUUUGAGGAAUACAUGUUUCAGCUUCCAAACAAUGGACUAAAUCAAGAUGACCUUAUUUCCGAGGCCGAGGCAAAUGAAGGUGAUGAAAGCAAGUUACCUUUGCAGUUAGCAAUUGUGGGACGUCCUAAUGUUGGGAAGUCUACCAUGCUUAAUACCUUGUUGCAAGAAAAUAGAGUUCUGGUUGGUCCAGAGUCAGGCUUAACAAGGGACUCCAUUCGGGCCAAGUUUCAAUUUGACAACCGAAGUGUAUAUUUGGUGGAUACUGCUGGCUGGAUGGAGAGGUCAGGAAAGGAGAAAGGGCCAGCAUCGUUGAGUGUGGUACAAUCAAGAAAGAACCUGAUGAGAGCUCAUAUUGUAGCUCUUGUGCUUGAUGCAGAAAAGAUUGCAAAGUCGAAGAGUAGUAUGAAUCAUCCAGAAGUUGUGAUAGCACGACAAGCAAUCGAAGAAGGCCGUGGACUUGUUGUGAUUGUCAAUAAAAUGGAUCUCCUUAGAGAAAACCAACGAUUGUUAGACAAAGUGUUAGAGGCUGUUCCUAAAGAAAUCCAGACAGUAAUUCCUCAGGUUACAGGGAUACCAGUUGUGUUCGUGUCAGCAUUGGAAGGCAGGGGGAGGCUUGCUGUUAUGCACCAGGUUAUAGAAACUUAUGAGAAAUGGUGUUUUAGAUUGUCAACCUCGCGCCUGAAUCGUUGGUUGCGUAAGGUUAUGAGUAGACAUUCAUGGAAAGAUUCAGCUACGCAACCAAAAGUGAAGUACUUCACUCAGGUGAAAGCGAGGCCACCAACAUUUGUCGCCUUUAUGAGUGGGAAGACUCAGCUAUCGGAUACAGAUAUCAGGUUCUUGACAAAAUCUCUCAAGGAAGAUUUCAACAUAGGGGGGAUACCAAUCCGGAUCCUACAGCGCUCUAUUCCAAGAAAAGCGUCUUCUUUCAAGAGCAAUAUCAAGAAAAGAGGAUCAACGAUAAUCAGGAUGAAAACAGACAAAAGAACCGAAGUGUCUGAUCCCACUCAGUCAUAAUGUUCUACGACACCACGAAGGCAACUCCAGAGUCUGAUGAAGGAUGAUGGUAUUUGUCUACUAUUCAGAAGGGAAGCCAUUGGUCAUGAUACACGUUUGACCAAAAACGGUCUAGCAGAGGAAACAGAAAACGGCUGCCUUCAUGCAGAGGAUGUGGACAGAAGAGCUUUCUUGUCUGCAAAGGAAGUGAUUAAAGACUUCAGUAGGCAGGAUAAUUAUUGAAAAGCGAGGACGACUACAAAAAAGCAAGCUCAGUGUUUAUAUUUGGAACGGGGGCAUUUUCUGCAAGCACUAGCUGAGGUUCAAAAAACGAUCAAGUUGUUAUGGGCGAAGACUGAACUUUUCAGUAGGCCAGAGAAAAAAAGGUGGUAUCGUGUAGCGUUCUUGUACAUUUAUCUGCCACGAACAAAUUCCCCUUGUAUCCCCCUAUAUAUAUGGCACGUAUAGUCUAAGAGAAUGUUUUGACAAAUAUGUACUCCCCCCCUAAGUUUCGAGAACUUAGUACAAAAUUUGUACUAACUUGGUACUAAAUCUCCGACACUUAUUAUGAAUCGGAGGGAGUAAUAUCAAACCACAUGUUUGCGUUUACAUGAUCA